GCGGAGAUCAGCAGACGAACGGGAAGUUUACUUCAAAACUGUAACAUAUACUUUUAUUAGAUGAGAGUAGUCGUUCGACCCGCACGCAUUUUAAGAUUGAUCAUGGAAAAUCAAUCAAUAAUUAGAGCGGCUAUAUUUUGGGGUUCGCUCUCUAUAAUAUGGUUAACUUCUAUAGGAAAUUUAAUAUCUGCACUUUUAAUUGCAACAAUUUUUUAUUCAUUCAGCGGAGGAUGGAGAUAUUUGAAAAUGUUGUAUAAUACGACGCCUAGAGAUCUUAGGGGUUUAUAUCAUUUUAUUCAAAUGAAAGUUCUAAUUCGUCAUUUUGAAAAGAAUGAUAUAACAGUUGGCAUAAGAUUUCAAGAAAUAGCAAGGAAAUUUUCAAAUAAAGUAUGUUUUUAUUAUGAAGAUAAAACUUGGACAUUUCAAGAGGUAGAAGAAUAUGCUAAUAGAAUAGCAAAUUGUUUUGCUGAAUUGGGAUUUAGACCUGGUGAUGAUGUUGCCCUGUUUAUGUCAUCUUGCCCUGAAUUUGUUUGUAUAUGGCUUGGACUUUCUAAGAUAGGAGUGAUUCCUGCAUUAAUAAAUUAUAAUUUGAGAUUGGAAACAUUGGUUCAUUGUUUAACUGUUGUUAAAUGCAAAGCUGUUAUUUUUGAAAGUAGUCUUCAAAGUGGUAAAUAUGUUUGGAUGGGGGCAGCAGUAAAAUAUCUAAAAAAUGUUAAAGAUAAUGACAUUGUAUAUUCGUCUUUGCCUUUAUAUCAUACAGCAGGAAGCAUUGUUGGAUGUGCACAGUGUCUUAUAUUUGGAAGUUCUUUAGCUAUCAGAAAUAAAUUUUCAGCUUCAAAAUUUUGGGAUGAUUGCAUUAAAUAUAAUUGCACUGUUGCCAAUUACAUUGGUGAAACGUGUCGCUAUUUAUUAGCACAACCAGAAAGACCAGUUGAAAAACAGCACAAAGUAAGACUAAUGUUUGGAAAUGGACUCCGUCCACAAAUCUGGGAACAGUUUAAGAAUCGUUUUGGAAUUAAAGAAAUUGGAGAAUUUUAUGGUUCAACAGAAGGAAAUGCAAAUAUUAUAAACAUUGAUAACACAGUAGGAUGUGUUGGAUUUACUUCAAUGAUUAUCCCAAGUGUUUAUCCAAUUUCAUUAAUUAAAGUUGAUGAAACAGGAAAACCUAUUCGAAAUAAUAAAGGAUUAUGCAUUAAGUGCCGCCCAGGUGAACCUGGUGAAUUAGUAGGAAAGAUUAUUAAUUCGGACCCACUUCGUUCAUUUGAUGGUUAUGUAAAUUCAUCAGCAAAUGACAAAAAAAUUGUGAGAAAUGUUUUUAAACAUGGAGAUUUUGCCUUUUUGUCAGGCGAUACAUUAGUUAUGGAUGAAAAUGGUUACUUGUAUUUUGUUGAUCGUACUGGCGAUACUUUUAGAUGGAAAGGUGAAAAUGUUUCAACUACGGAAGUUGAAGGUGUUAUUAGCAAAAUUGUUGGAAAUAAAGAUAGUGUUGUAUAUGGAGUUUCAAUUCCAGACGUUGACCCAAUUUCUGCCUCCAGAGCCACAUGGCAAAUGGAAGUAGUUGGGUAUACUGUAAAUGUGGCCAUGAUGUCCCUAGCUGCAUCAUCCAUCAUACAACUCUUGGGCUUCCCAGAUGUUGGUGCAUCAUCAAAAAAAAUUUUAACAAUGACUCUUAAUUAUUUUUUUAAAGGUACUUUUAAAUUGAAGAAAAACAAAUUGAGAGAAGAAGAAUUUGACAUAUCUAAGGUGAAAGAUCCUUUAUAUUAUUUAGAUAUUCCAAAACAGUGUUAUGUACAACUAAAUGAAAGUUCUUAUAAAGAUAUCUGCGAAGGUAAAAUACGUUUAUAACUUAUUAAUUCCAAUUUGAAAAAUUAUGGUUUUACAAAGCAUAUAAGUAUUAUGGUAUUAUUGUUGGGACCAUGUCAGAAUGUACUUAGAGAAGAUAUAAAUGUCAUUGAUAUUGUUAUCCAUUAGAGCUAUUUUCAAAUUGAAUGUUGUUAUAUUGGCUACUAUUUUAUACAAUUAAUUUCAUUUAAUUUGAUGAUUGUAAUGUUUUGUGUACUUAGCUAAAUUUCUAAUAUAUUUUAAUAGAAAUGCAUUUUGUUUUGUAUAUAUUAAAGUACUUUACAUGAUUUUAAAUAUUUAGUUGUUCAUUGUCAAGUAUAUUUUAUGUUAUGCUAAUUAUUUGUACAAAUCUCUUAUUAAAAAUAUCAUUCCAGUUGUAGUCAAUUUUCUAUCAUCUCUUUUUAUUAUUAUACAAAGCCUGUUUCUUAUGCACAUAAUUUAAAAAGAAAUGUAUAAGGGUUUACAUAUUUUUAUUGUAAGUUAUUUUAGAAAUUAUGUGCUACUUUAUAUAUGUACUGAUAUAAGUACAAUUGUACAUUCUGAAAUCAUAUUUUUAUGUUAAAUCAUUUUGUGAGUUGUUUACACAAUAUUUUUAAGUGAGCAUCUGAUAAAUUUUUGAGUUUAUAAUCAUAAUAUAUAUUUGUCUUCUAAAUGACAUUGUAAUGAUUAAGUAUAAUUUGUAUACAUUGGUGAGAUUGAAUUUUGUUACUUAUGUCUUAGUCCAUCCAACAGUUAUUGAAACUGGUGUACAAGUGUUUGUUAAAGAUAAAUAUAAAAUAUAAAACUUACAAAUUUCCUAUAGGAAUAAAUCGAUAAACUUGAAAACAAUAUUGCUGCAAAACUUUUCACAGUUAACAGUAUUGUUGAUACUUUUAAUUUUUUCCUUUAUGGGAACAAUUUUUAAAAUUAUCUUUUAAUUUUUAGUUCUGAUUGAGAUGUUUAAUUUAAAGGAGAAUAUAUUUACAUAUGUCAAGUAAGUUUGUUAAAUAUGAAAGAAAAAGAACUAAAAGUUUAAUAUUCUUACCAUGUUGGGAUUCUUCAAUAAGUUUAAGAAAUUCUAUAUAACAAUGAAUAUCUUCUAAAUUUGAUUCUAUAUCCUUUUACUUUCAUUGCUAAUAUUUAAAAAUUCAAACAAUUUUAAAAUUAUUUUACUUUGACAGUAAUGCACAAUAAUAAUAGUAAACUUUUCAUAGAUUAUUAUAAUUAUUUAGCAUCAUAACUUGCCGAUCUCAAACACACAGCCUUCUUAUCUCUAUUUACAGUUUGCCAUGACAUCAAUUUUGUAAAAAGAUUAAAAAAAACUUAUCUACACUAUUUUUCUGCAAUAUAAUUUGCUAUAUAAUUCCACAUCAGAUUAUUUUGUACACAUUUUACAAAUAACCAAUGUAUUGAAAUUUAAUAAUAAGUAUCAACAGAUAUACACAUCUUAAUCUUUUUAAGUAUUCAGUUGAUUAAACUACAAACUGACAAUAGCUUCUGAAAGCAAAUUAGAAAGUUUUAUAUGUAUCAUUAAAAGUAAAGGGCAUAGACUUACAAAACUUUUAUGAAGACGAAUUGCAAUACAUCCCUUAGUGUUCAAGAAUAUCAAUUUAUGGUCCAUAGCAUGGUUGGGUUAAAGAUGUCAUUCCCUCUGUUUUGACAUCUUUAACCCGACAAUUUUAACUUCUCAAAUAGAAUAAAUAAUAAUGUCAAUUGAUUAGAAUAUAAUAAUUUUUAGUAUUUAAUGCAGCCUUUUUUUUUAAAUUACUAUAUAAAGAUUUGAUUUAUAUUAAGUUAAAAAUGCAACUAUGUUUAGUUAGAAAUAGACUUACUACAAUGUAUUGAAAAUGACAUGGACACAGCAGCUAGUAAAUAAUGAUUGCACUAUAAUUUUUUUUAUAUACUUCAUUAAUUACACAAUUUUAAUUUUUAUAAUGAGCAAGAUGAAUAAUGAAAUAUAAUAAGAGUUUCACAAGUUUUUAACAAUAUGAAAUUAAUUUGUUUAAUGGAAGAACAAUAAUAGUCUUAAUUACUUUAGUAUUUUGAUAGAAAAUAAAUUAUGUCAUCAUCUUAGUAACUGAAUUUGAUUGACCCUCAAUUAACUAGAUUUGAAUGUUGAAAAAAAUAAAAUUGAAUAGAUAAAGAAAAUCUCUAAAGUAUAUUGCAAUAGCAAACAGAUGUUUACAGAGAAAAAGUCACUGCUAUAUACUACUAUGUGACUUUGCACAUCACAAAUGCUGAAUAUAGUACAUUAAUGUUUGUCUGUUGAAGCACUACCAUAGUAGUAAAUCUUUUCUGAUGGUAGAAAGAUUCACCUUGAAAGUAGGCACUAUUUGAUUCUUGAAUACCUACUUCAAACUGAAGCUUAGGCCUUGAAAAUGCUUUUUUAGUUUGGGGAUCAGAUAGAAGUCCAAUGUUGAUAAAUCAGAAUUUUAGGUAAGACCAGGAAGACUUUUCCAAUGCCAAGUGUCCCAAUAGAUUGUGAUGAGAAAUACAGUAAAACUUCUCUAAUUCAAAUAUCUGUAAUAUGCUUCAUUUUCUUUGAGUUAAAGAAAUAUUAACUUGAUGGGUCUGAAUGGAAUAGUGCAGAGAUUUAACAUCUCCAAUUCGAAUUUUCUCCAUGUCGAAGGUUUUCACAGUCCCCAACACCAAUUUAUGUUACUUUCAACUUCCCCAAUUCAAAUUUCAAUAUUUAUUCUAUCCAAAGUGAUCCUAAUUAUUGAUUUUCAUGAAAUUUUCAGUUAGUUGUAUCUGCUGUCCAACACCCAUUUUCAAUGUUUCAGUCCAAAGUGGAACCAAAGUGGUCCAAAGGACCUCUCACUUUAUCUCAACAUGUCCCUGCAAAACUAUUCAAUUCCAUUACCUACAUUGAACAUUUUGCUUAAGGGUGUUCCACUGACUGUUUAAAACAAAAAACUAUCAAUUUAUCUUUUAGAUUAUAUAAUACAAGAGAAGUAAAAAUACAUUUGGAAUUGCCAUUUUUCACUCUAUUGUUCUUUAACUUGAAUUGUCUGUAACUCUAAUUUUUUUCCUGCCCCUUGAAGUUCUGAGUUAGAGAAGUUUUACUGUACUAGGCUGGGUAUCAUUCCUUUUGAU
Messenger RNA from Centruroides sculpturatus (bark scorpion), 4917 nucleotides. RefSeq names its product long-chain fatty acid transport protein 1-like. The transcript is spliced from 10 exons. Gene Ontology annotation, biological process: triglyceride homeostasis. NCBI's taxonomy places the organism in Eukaryota, Metazoa, Arthropoda, Arachnida, Scorpiones, Buthidae. Gene Ontology annotation, molecular function: long-chain fatty acid transmembrane transporter activity; long-chain fatty acid-CoA ligase activity. The coding region runs from base 61 to 1845 and encodes 594 amino acids. The record is from RefSeq and is a predicted model, not a curated record. Gene Ontology annotation, cellular component: endoplasmic reticulum.